Labrus mixtus (cuckoo wrasse) is the source of this 9668-nucleotide messenger RNA. RefSeq names its product ubiquitin specific peptidase 7 (herpes virus-associated) (gene usp7). Lineage: Eukaryota; Metazoa; Chordata; Actinopteri; Labriformes; Labridae. The transcript has 49 exons. Gene Ontology annotation, cellular component: nucleoplasm; P-body. Gene Ontology annotation, molecular function: protein binding; cysteine-type deubiquitinase activity. The record is from RefSeq and is a predicted model, not a curated record. Gene Ontology annotation, biological process: miRNA-mediated post-transcriptional gene silencing; protein deubiquitination; positive regulation of nuclear-transcribed mRNA poly(A) tail shortening. Bases 615 to 8063 code for a protein of 2482 amino acids.
AGAAGGUUAGCCAGCAGCGAGUUAAGAAAAUGGCGAUCAUGCAGGACGGAUGCCUCCCCCCGCAGAUGCUGCAAACGCGUUGAAAUUCUUUUUAGCCUUACAGCCGGCUUUUCCUUUCCACUCUGUUGCACUUUAUACUUCAAUGAGAGAUUCGGAAUUGGAAGCUGUUGCCACCAAAGAAGCAGAAGCAUCUAAACAGGGUACAUACCCAUAGAGGGAAGAACAGUGGAUGGAAGAGAGAGAGAGACGGAGAGUGUGAAGAGGAAGAAGGAUAAGACGAUACAGGUCUGGUCAAAAGUGCCAGAGCAUACCAAGUGAAGGCAGAGUCCGAAAUCUACAACGCACCCCCCCUUCCCCCUCCCCAAACACACACAUACACACCAAAACGCACACACUUACAGUCCUCAGCAAUGCCAAGGAGGCCUGAUCAGCCUGCUGCCCGCUCUGACAAGCCCUGCCUCUUCACCUCAGACCCUUGAGGCUACGCCCUCUGAACUUCAAACUUUGGCCUCCCCUUCGUCGACCUGGGAACCAAAGGUCACCUGUUCGCCACUGAACGCGGGGACACCCUCCUGCCCAGCCGGGAGCUGCUGCCAGGAGCCGCACUCACAGACAUGGCUCCCAUUCGGGAUUCCGUCAGCCACUCCCCUAAUCAAACAGGUCUGGAGCACCCUGGCUUGGACUCCCAGUAUGAGCCUUCCCCCUGGUCCUCUGGCUCUCCCUGCAGCAGUGACAGCAACAGCAACUGGGGCAAAGUCCUAGUGGAUGGAAGCACUGACAAACCCAACAACCCGUCUUCAACUAACUCCUCUGUUUGGCCUCCCCCCUCCUCUUCCUUCUCCUGCUCCUCGUCUUCUUCCUCCUCUGGCUGCGGGUCGGGAUCAGACCCUGAGCUGGCAUCAGAAUGUAUGGACGCAGACUCUAGCUCCUCGAUUGGCUCAGAGAAAAACCUUGCCGCUGUGACGACAGUGAUGAUGAUGUCGGGAAAUGCUUCUCCUUCUGUGUCAUCAGCGGCUUCUCCGCCAAUCUCCCCUUUGGUGACUUCCGCGAUGAUGGUCGGCGUUUCAGUGAACGGAGACAGCAACGGAAACAGUCGUCAAGUAAUUGGUGGAGGUAUGGGAACCAUCAGCGGUGCAAAUAAUGGAAAUAAUCACAUUUCUGGGCCCUCCCACUACUCCAUGGCAGGGUCCAGUAGUAUUGGCAGCAAUAACAUGGGUACCCACAACAACAAGCCCGUCAAUAACAGUGGUGUGUGGGGCACCCAAUCAGGCAGCAACAUGAUCCCCACUGGCGGAAACAACCCCUGCAUCAAUGGAGGGGUGAACCCAAACACUUUAAAUCCAAAUGCCAACCACGGUGCCUGGCCGCAGAAUCCAAGCCCAGCGUCCCAGGGCCAACGGCCUUCACAGGCUCAGGGGAUGAGUUCUAAACUGGGUAUGACUCCCCAACAGGGCCCCAUCCUGGGCUGGGGUGGCAUGGCAGCUCCAAACAACAGCAGUAUGAUGGACGACACUGAGGUGAAUAAUGGUACAGCAAGCAGCAAGGUGUUAGGAAGCAGCAACAGUGGAAAUGGUGGUUUGCAGCCUACCAACCUGAACACUGAAUCCAAUGGACCAAAUAACACUAUAAUGAUGAAUACUACUACUACUACUACUAACGCCACAAUGACCUCUAGUCCACCAAACUCUACCGCCUCACCCCAGCUCAGCGGGGAUUGUUCCUGGGGAUCUAUAGGAGGAGGUAAUGGGGGUCCACUGGCUAAUGGAAUCUCCUCAUCAGCCCCCCAGCAACCCAAAGGUGAGCUUGGGGGUCCUGGGGCCUUCGGUACGCCAUGGGGCACCACUUCCUACCCUGGAGACAAGGGCCACCAAAAUGCAGACACUGUGAACCCCCAAAACCCUGCCUUAAUGCAGGCUGGGAAUCCCCCAAUCUCCUCUUCUGCUGCUAACAAGAGUAAUAAUAACCACAAUAACACUGGGGCCCCACGCUGGGACCAGGGGCCUGCAACUAACCCAAACCAGCCUCAGAACAACAUGUCCUGGGGGGUUGGUCUAUAUCAAGCCACUGGCUCUGCCGGCCAAACACCAGGAAAUGGCAACCAAACCACGAUGGGCCCUCCAGCAGGGAUACCUCGCCCCUGGGGGAGCAGCACAUCGUCUUCUUCCUCGUCCUCAUCAUCCUCUUCCACAUCUAACAACAAGAUGUCAAAUGGAGACUGGGGAUCAGCAGCUCCUGGUAACAACCAUGCAGAUGCUGGAAGUCAUAAAGGAAACUCUGCCAACAAUGGCUGGAAGAGCCUGGAGGAUGACGCCAUGGGCAUGGGAGGUGGAGGUGGAAGUGGAGUGGGUGGAGGUGGAGUGGGUGGAGGUGGAGCCCAAGCAUUGGGAAGUGUCACAGGAGUUUGGGGUCGCUCGGGAGGAAGUGAGGGAAGCGGAGAGAGCUCUGGAGGCCGAUCAGGCUCAGACAGAGACCAGACAAAAGUGGGAAACCGUAGAAAAGGCCCCGUUGCUGCACCAGUAGUGGCAGCCGUGCCCCAGGGCGAUGUGGAUCCGAGGGUUCUGUCCAACACUGGAUGGGGUCAGACACCCAUACGGCAGAACACCGCCUGGGAUGUCAAUUCUCCUCACAAUCAGCACCAAGGUCUAAGAGGUGACGUACGAAAGCCAAACAGCGGAGGCUCAGGCUGGAGCACAGCAACACCAGCAGCUCCAUCCCAGACCUCUGGAGGUUGGGGAAACGGUUCAGGCAGCUCAGGUCCAGGUACAGGUGGGUCUGGCUGGGGAGAGCGGCCUACUUCUGGAUGGGACAGCAAACCCUCAGCAGGUGGAGGAUCUGGUCAGAGUGGCUGGGAUGAUGGAUCCAGCUACAAAGGGAACAACAACAGCAGUAACACCUGGAGCAAUAACAUCAACAAAGAUGACAGGUCCAACACAUGGACUAAUGCCCCCAAAUCGCAGCAGGGCUGGAGUUCCAACACUGGAAAUGGAAGUGAAGGUUGGGGGAAAGGUGGCGAUGGUGCCAGACCAGGGGCCAGCAGUCACUGGGGGGAGCCCCAGAAAGGUGCCGGCUCAGCGAGCUGGGACAGCGACAGUGACCGCUCCGGCUCUGGAUGCUGGAGCGAGCCUAGCCGAACCAACACCAGCAGCAGCAACACCUGGGUUGGGAGCGGAGGAUCAAAUACACCUGACCAGAGCACUCCAAACCCAGGUUCCAACUGGCGUGACUCAGUCCACAAACACAAUCCUCAGAGUAACAGCCAGGGCUGGGGUGAGCAGAAUCCCAAGCCCUCCAAUGAGUGGGGAAAAGGUCCUGAAUCCAACAUGUCCAGAGGCAAUCAAGGCUCCAGCAAGCCCACAGGCUGGCUGGGAGGUCCCAUACCUACAGUAGGUCAGAAGGAGGAGAUGUCAUCCGGGUGGGAAGAGCCUUCUCCAGAGUCGAUUCGUCGGAGGAUGGAGAUCGAUGAUGGGACGGCAGCUUGGGGAGAACCUGGUAAAUACAGUGGUGGACCUGCCACCAAGUGGAACAGGACUGGCCAAUCAGCUCAGGAGGCUGUGGGCCCAUCCUCUCAGCACCAAUCCCACCCAGCACACAUUGUCAAGCAUCCCCCUCAGCAGCCCCCGAACCCUAUGGCACAGGACAAAAGCUGCACUUCUAGCUGGGGCGAGCCUUACCAGAAACCCAAAGAGUCUUCAACAUGGGGCGAGCAGACCAAUGCUCCACCUGUGUCAGUGGACAACGGGACGUCUGCCUGGGGUAAGCCCAUGGACACCAGCUCCACCUGGGAGGAACCCAGCAGAGGCAACAGAGACUCUGGACCUGGAUGGGGCAACCAGCAUAAGUCUGCUCCAGGUCCUAAGCCAAUGGAGACAUGGUGUGGUGAAGAGGGGUCCAUGAACAGCUGGGACCAGGAAGAGGAGGUGGAGAUCGGCAUGUGGAACAACAGUCAACAGGACAACCGGUCCCAUGACCAAAACACCUGGAACUACAAGAAUAAAACCUCCAACAAGAUGAACAAACCAGUCAACAAACAGGAUGAACCCUGGAUGAAACCCUUCGUCAACCAGUUCAACAACAUGAACUUCUCUAGAGACUCUCCCGACGACUCCAUGAAGACUGGAGCUGGGAUGAUGCAGGACAAGCGUAUGGACAUGGGCAGCAUUGGAGACUACAACGGAGUGAUGGGGAAGAACCCCGGGUCCCGACACCAGCUCCACAAGGACUCAGCCAUGGAUCGCAGCCCUUACUAUGACAAGCUGUCUAUGUCCUCCUCUGCUUACGAUAGCCAAGCCUCUGAUGAGCUUUCCUCCAAUCAAAGCAUGAGCUUUUCCCCUUCCAAUUCUGCUCCGCCUGUCCCGGGUCUCGACUCGGGGCCGUCCCCUUCCCACUCUGGUCCUGGGGUCACUCGGCAGAAUGUAAACCCCAUGAUGGGUGGCAGCAGCGUAGCACAGGGCCGAGGUGGCCCCCAGUCCCAGGUCCCUCCCCAACCCAACCUUCGUAAUCAAGUGCCUCCCCCCAUCCUCCCCUCUCAGAAAGACUAUGUGAACUUCAACCAGAACUGUGUUUUUGGUCAGGUCCCUCCUUCCCUGCUAAAGUACCCAGGAGGUAACGGAGGCCUGAACCCUCUGUUCGGCCCUCAGCAGGUGGCUGUGCUCAAUCAACUCUCCCAGCUCAACCAGCUGUCUCAGCUCAACCACAUCAACCAGUUACAGCGUCUUCUCCUCCAGCAGCAGCAGCAGCAGCAGCAGCAACAGCAGCAGCAGCAGAAAGCCGGUGAGCAGCAGCUCAGUGAACCAGAGGACAUGGAGAUGGAAGCUGGGGACACAGACGACCCUCCAAGAAUCCCAGCCAACCCAGUGAUCAAUGGUAACGUGGCUAUGGCAGACGGACACAACAACACAGAAGAGGACAUGGAGGAUGACACCAGUUGGCGUUCAGAGGCCACAUUCCGUUUUGUGGUGGAGCGCUUCAGCCGCCUGAGUGAGUCGGUGCUCAGCCCGUCCUGCUUUGUCCGAAACCUCCCAUGGAAGAUCAUGGUGAUGCCGCGCUUCUAUCCGGACCGGCCACACCAGAAGAGCGUGGGCUUCUUCCUGCAGUGUAACGCAGAGUCCGAUUCAACGUCAUGGUCAUGCCACGCACAGGCCAUGCUCAAGAUCAUCAACUACAAAGAUGACGAGAAGUCCUUCAGCCGCAGGAUCAGUCACCUGUUCUUCCACAAAGAGAACGACUGGGGCUUCUCAAACUUCAUGUCCUGGAGUGAUGUGACUGAUCCAGAGAGAGGCUUCGUUGACGAUGACAAAGUCACCUUUGAAGUCUACGUUCAGGCAGAUGCUCCACACGGAGUGGCCUGGGACUCUAAGAAACACACCGGCUACGUUGGUCUCAAGAACCAGGGAGCUACGUGCUACAUGAACAGUCUGCUACAGACGCUCUUCUUCACCAACCAGCUGCGGCGGGCGGUGUACAUGAUGCCCACAGAGGGAGACGACUCGUCCAAGAGCGUUCCUCUUGCACUGCAGAGGGUUUUCUACGAGCUGCAACACAGCGACAAACCCGUCGGCACAAAGAAACUCACCAAGUCCUUUGGGUGGGAAACACUUGAUAGCUUCAUGCAACAUGAUGUACAGGAGCUGUGCAGAGUGCUCCUGGACAAUGUGGAGAACAAAAUGAAAGGCACUUGUGUUGAGGGAACAAUCCCCAAGCUCUUCAGAGGAAAGAUGGUGUCAUACAUUCAGUGUAAGCAUGUGGACUACCGGUCAGAGCGGAUAGAGGACUACUAUGACAUCCAGCUCAGCAUAAAAGGAAAGAAGAACAUCUUCGAGUCAUUCAAAGACUAUGUUGCAACUGAGCAGUUAGAUGGAGACAACAAAUACGACGCAGGAGAGCAUGGCCUGCAGGAGGCAGAAAAGGGAGUGAAGUUCCUCACCUUCCCUCCAAUCCUUCACCUGCAGCUGAUGAGGUUCAUGUAUGACCCACAGACUGACCAAAACAUCAAGAUCAACGACAGAUUUGAGUUUCCAGAUCAGUUACCCCUGGAUGAGUUCCUCCAGAAGCCGGACUCCAAGGAUCCAGCCAACUACAUCCUGCAUGCAGUUCUAGUGCACAGCGGGGACAACCAUGGCGGUCACUACGUCGUCUAUCUUAACCCAAAAGGAGACGGCAAAGUGAGUGUCAAGGAACCAAUAUGGUGCAAGUUUGAUGAUGAUGUGGUCUCACGGUGCACCAAGGAGGAAGCCAUAGAGCACAACUAUGGUGGACAUGAUGAUGACCUGUCAGUGCGCCACUGCACCAACGCAUACAUGUUGGUCUACAUCAGAGAGUCCAAGCUCAGUGAAGUUCUCCAGCCAAUGACUGAUGUAGACAUUCCGCAGCAGCUGGUGGAGCGUCUGCAGGAGGAGAAAAGGGUGGAGGCACAGAAGAGGAAGGAGCGCCAAGAGGCUCACCUCUACAUGCAGGUCCAGAUGGUGACAGAGGACCAGUUCUGUGGUCAUCAGGGCAACGACAUGUAUGACGAGGAGAAGGUGAAGUACACGGUGUUCAAGGUCUUGAAGAGCUCGACGCUGCAGGAGUUCGUCCAGAACCUCUCUCAGACCAUGGGUUUCCCACAGGACCAGAUGAGGCUGUGGCCCAUGCAGGCCCGGAGCAAUGGGACCAAGCGACCCGCCAUGCUCGACUACGAGGCCGACUGCAACAAGUCGAUGAUUGACUUGAGUGACAGCGAGAACCCCUGGACAAUAUUUCUGGAGACUGUCGAUCCAGAGAUGGCAGCCAGCGGGGCCACGUUACCCAAGUUUGACAAAGACCAUGAUGUCAUGUUGUUCUUGAAGAUGUAUGACCCCAAAACCAGAAGCUUAAAUUAUUGUGGACAUAUCUACACACCUAUAUCCUGCAAAAUAAGAGACCUGCUGCCAGUCAUGUGUGAGCGAGCAGGGUUUCAGCAGGAAACUAGCCUUAUCCUCUAUGAGGAAGUAAAGCCCAACUUAACAGAGCGGAUACAGGACUAUGAUGUCUCUCUGGACAAGGCCCUGGAUGAGCUCAUGGACGGGGACAUCAUUGUCUUCCAGAAGGACGACCCAGAGAACGACAGCAGUGAGCUGCCGACGGCCAAGGACUACUUCCGGGACCUCUACCACCGCGUGGACGUCAUUUUCUGUGACAAGACCAUCCACAAUGACCCCGGUUUCGUGGUCACGCUCUCUAACCGCAUGAACUAUUUUCAGGUGGCAAAGACAGUAGCGCAGAGGUUGAACACAGACCCCAUGCUGCUGCAGUUCUUCAAGUCACAGGGGUACAGGGACGGUCCAGGGAAUCCUCUCAGACACAACUAUGAGGGAACGCUGCGGGACCUGCUGCAAUUCUUCAAACCUCGGCAGCCCAAGAAACUGUACUACCAGCAGUUAAAGAUGAAAAUUACAGACUUUGAAAACAGGAGGAGUUUUAAAUCCAUUUGGCUCAACAGCCAGUUCAGAGAGGAGGAGAUCACCCUCUACCCUGACAAGCACGGCUGUGUUCGCGACCUUUUGGAAGAAUGUAAAAAGGCAGUGGAGCUCUCUGAAAAAGGCUCGGAGAAGCUCAGGCUGUUAGAGAUAGUAAGCUAUAAAAUCAUCGGAGUUCACCAGGAGGACGAGCUGCUAGAAUGUUUAUCUCCGGCUGCCAGCCGCACCUUCAGAAUAGAGGAGAUUCCUCUGGACCAGGUGGACUUGGAUAAAGACAGUGAAAUGCUAAUUCCUGUCGCCCACUUCCACAAGGAAGUCUUCGGCACCUUCGGGAUCCCCUUCCUGCUCAAGAUCAGACAGGGCGAGUCAUUUCGGGAGGUGAUGAGGAGGAUCCAGACCAUGUUGGAGAUUCAGGAGAAAGAAUUUGAGAAGUUCAAGUUUGCGAUUGUGAUGAUGGGACGGCAUCAGUACAUAACUGAAGACGAGUACGAGGUCAACCUGAAGGACUUUGAACCACAGCCAGGUAACAUGUCCCACCCGCGCCCCUGGCUGGGCUUGGAUCAUUUCAACAAAGCUCCAAAGAGAGGACGCUACACCUACCUGGAGAAAGCAAUCAAGAUCCACAACUAAAAAAAAGCUGCCCGCCCUUCCUCUUUGUCCUCCUCAUCCUCCUCCUGCCUCCUGCUCCAGCUCCGCCUUCCUCCCUUCCUACUUUAACACCAUAACCACAGACUGUAACCAACCGUGUGAGUUUGUGUGUGAGAGACUGCGUGUGUGCGUGCUUGUGUGUGUGUGUUCAUCACUUUUAACACCCGCCUGGACACCUCUACAGCUCUACACCGGCACUAUGUCUUCGGAAAAAUAGAUUUUGCUGCAGCUGAUGGAUUUCCCCUCAACCACAAAAUAAACUGCACCAACCACCUCCUGACUGUUGAUUUUUUUUUUUUUUUAUCGUCUCCCUCUUAGUUUGAGGCUUCUUUUCCUUUUCUUUUUUUGUUGCCGAUCUGGAAGUGGGAGACAAGAAAUUGGAUUUUAACACAAAAAUAAGCAUAGGGGGAAGAUGAAGCGGGACACCGUAUAAAUAUAAGUGUAUAUAUAUAUAUACAUAAAUAUAUAUAUAUAUGAACUUCUAGACUUAGUUUUUUUCCUUCUCCCCUACCCACUCACUAGCUUUUUCCCUUCAGGUUUUUUGGGGGAAUGUUUUUAAUUAAUGAUUUUUUGCAGAGGCACCAUGCUGCUGAGUGGAGAAUGAGAAGGAAGGAUGUUUGUGAGGACUGACAGAAAAGAGAGGGAGGGCUGAUGGUCAUUCAUUUUUUUGCAAAAAGACGGCUGCAAACUGGGUGACCAUCUUUGAGUUGGCCUGAUGUGGUUCUUAAAAAUAUUUUCUGCCAUCCUUUUUAGUGCAACAAGAAAAAGUUUUUCCAAGUUUACACACAAUUCUUUCUUAGUUUGGUUGGAGGAAUAUGUUUGUUUUUUUUUCUCUUUCUGCAGAUCUUGUAUAAUAAAAUAAAAUCCACUGCAUCUGUUUAAAAAUAAAUGGGGGGGAAAAAAAGGAGGAAAUUUGUCUGUAUUUCAUCUUGCACGUAGGCACUUAAUGUCAGAGGUUUCUCAGGACUGGCAAAUGUACAGUUUGGUUGUGUUUUUGAGUUGCUCUGUAACUUCGAAGGAACACACACAUGCAUGGACAUGACCCCCCCUUGACUUACGCUUCCAUCUUUCUUUAUUUGCUUCUCUUUUUUUUCAGGGGGUUUAAUGUCUUUCUCAGUCAUUCCUCCUCUGACCACAAUCAUUAAUGAGCUUUGACAUCUCCUCUCUUGAUUGAAACUGUCGCCUCCGGGUGGUUUUGGGGCAGUAACUGUGCUGUGCUUGGUAGGGAGCUGCUGACACUUCGAGCCUGCAGGUUUGAGGAUCGUUUAGAGACAAAAACCAGCAUUGUAAUGAAACACUUAAAGCCCUAUGAAUUUAUUAUUUUUUGUUUAUUUUUUUAAAAGCACAGAUGGAAUGCUCCCCCCAAUAGCGCAUAGCUGGCUCUGUAAAAACAACAUUUAAGAAUUGUAUAUUUAAAAAUAUGAACGUGUAAAAUUUAAGAGAAACACACGCCUUUGUUGUUGGGUACAGAAGGAGCCAGGUGUUCAUAUUUCUUGUGUGUAGGGUUUUCUCUUUUUCUUUGCGUUCCUGAUGUACCAUUGACGAUUUUUUUCUGUUACAUUUGGAAUUUCUUCUUUUUUUUUUUUU